AUGGACCAGACUGCGGUCUACUGCGACGCGGGAUCGAAGACAACGGUGGACUUCGUCGGGGUUACUCGCGUCCCUGCUGUUGGAGGUGGCCAGGGCAGCUACCGUUGCACCGUCGCGCUGCUCGCAUGCGCGGAUGGCCGCAUGCUGCCACCGCGCUUCGUGUUUGCGGGCGAGCCCGACAAUGACGUGUACGCCGAAGUGUCGACCUACUGUGAGCCGGGCGUCGCUACGUUUUCGUGUCAAACGAAGGCGUGGUUUGACGAGCGUGUCAUGCUUGAGUGGAUCGAAAAGGUGUGGCAGUUUGAGGUGAGCGGACCGACCGUCCUCAUUCUGGACUGCCGUAAAGUGCACAAAUGUGCUGCCGUGCGGCAACGGCUUGCAGAAAUGGGCACCUACACUGUGUACGUCCCUGCCGGUUGUACCUCUGUGGCUCAGCCGCUAGAUGUGGGAGUCAUGUCUCCUAUCAAAAGCAGUCUAACAGCCCGUUACACCGCGCUGUACACGCACCGCCCACCGCCACGCAAGAACUGGGAACGCCGCUACGACAUGUUCCAGCGCUCCAUUCACGCGCUUGGAACUAUCACGGCAGCAACCAUCCGGGCCUCGUUCGUAGAGGCCGGUCCGUUCUUUCCAUUCGGGCCGCCGCCAAGCUCUUCGCCGGUUGUGGUGGUCUCUGCUACGGAAGUAGUUGUGUAG
This is a messenger RNA of Phytophthora sojae, 696 nucleotides long. RefSeq lists its product as hypothetical. Gene Ontology annotation, molecular function: nucleic acid binding. The record is from RefSeq and is a predicted model, not a curated record. NCBI's taxonomy places the organism in Eukaryota, Oomycota, Peronosporomycetes, Peronosporales, Peronosporaceae. Bases 1 to 696 code for a protein of 231 amino acids. The transcript has a single exon.